AUGAGAGAAACCAGAAAAACAGAGCCACCAGCAAUCAAGCCGCAACGAGAUGAAUUCGACGAGAGCGAUGACGAACCUGCACCGCCACCUGCAUCCAAGCUAAAGUCGCAAUCUACAACAGAGGAUAAGCCCAAGUCAAUCUUGAAGACGACCAAANAGCAAGACCCUCCGAAAUCAAAGACUCUCGAAGAUUCACCACCGCCGCCUGUACGCGUCUCGAGAGCUGUCAAGGAUAGGUUAGCCCAAGAUGACGCCGAGAUUGCCGCCCUCGAGAAGAAAUUAGGAAUCAAAUCGACAAAGAGAUCAAAGGCUUUUGCAGAUGACGGACUCGACGACUUACUGGAAGGCCUGGACGGCGAUGAGGAAGAUGAUGUCCAGAAGUACGUUCCGCCUUCAUUGCGAGGCGCUCCAUCAUCAGAUACUGAAGCUCUGGCACGUCUUCGUCGUCAAAUUCAGGGUCAGCUCAACCGUCUUUCUGAGGCGAACCUGCUGUCUAUCCUACAAACCAUCGAAGGAAUCUACCAGAACAACCCUCGUCAAUACGUCACCACAACACUUAUUGACCUUCUACUUGGACUCAUUUGCGAUCGUACUACUCUACAGGACACUUUCCUCAUCCUCCAUGCAGGUUUCAUGGCGGCUCUUUACAAGGUUAUUGGAACAGAUUUCGGUGCUCAAGUCAUUGAGCGCAUCGUCAAUGACUUUGACAGACACUACACUGGAAGCACUACGGCAGGCAAGGAAACCUCCAACUUGAUGUCCCUGGUUUCCGAGCUCUACAACUUCCAACUUGUUGGCUGUAAUCUUGUGUUUGACUACAUUCGUUUGUUCCUUAAAGAGCUCAACGAAGCGAACACAGAACUUUUGUUGAAGAUUAUCCGCAACUCUGGACCUCAACUUCGCGCAGAUGAUCCCUCGGCAUUGAAGGACAUUGUCAUUUUGGUGCAAAAGGAAGUCACCCGUAUCGGAGAAGCGAACUUGUCGGUAAGGACAAAAUUCAUGAUCGAGACCAUCAACAACCUUAAGAACAACCGUGUCAAGACUGGUGUCGUAGCUUCUGCUAUUGUGUCGGAACACACGACAAGGAUGAGGAAGACUUUGGGUUCUCUCAACAACAGGUCAUCUCUCAAGGCAAGUGAGCCUCUGCGUAUUGGAUUGGCAGAUAUCCGCGAUACAGAAAAGAAGGGUAAAUGGUGGCUUGUUGGUGCAAGUUGGCUCGAUCCGGGAAAGCAAUCCAAGGAUGAGGACGCUUCCAAUGAGCCUGCUGUCAAGGCUUCAAAGAACGACUCAACGACAGUGUCUGCAGAUGACGGCAGUGUUGAUUUGAUUCAACUAGCACGUCAGCAAGGCAUGAACACUGAUAUUCGUCGUGCCAUCUUUGUCACUAUCAUGUCAGCUUCUGAUUAUCAGGAUGCUCAUCUGCGCCUUCUGAAGCUGGGUUUCAAGAAGGCCCAAGAGCUUGAAAUUCCUCGCGUCCUGGUUCACUGCGCAGGUGCUGAAGCAACCUACAAUCCAUACUACACGCUCAUCGCCAAGAAGCUUUGCAGCGAGAAGCGCAUGCUCAAAGCCUUCCAAUUUGGAUUGUGGGACAUCUUCAAGCGCAUGGGCGAAAAGGCAAUGACAGCGGAUGAUGAGGACGAUGCUUUCGAUGAUGACGAGGACGAGAACAUGAGCACUCGCAAGAUUGUGAACCUCGCUCGCUUCUACGCAGAUCUGAUCACCGAGGGCGGGUUCCCCAUCACAGCUCUGAAAACGCUCAACUUUGCUUACCUGCAACCCAAGACAAACACAUUUACUGNNGAAGUCUUGCUAACCAGAAUCUUGGUCAAGAUGAUGAAANACUCCAAGGGCAGCAAGUGGGAACUCUCUGUCAACGAAGUGUUCUCGAAAGCUCAAGACGUUCCGGACAUGGUGCAGGGACUACGAUACUUCAUCGAGAAGGUGGUCAGAAAGGCCGAAAUUGCCAAUGGCAAGAAGGAGCGCAAGGCAGUGAAGGACGGUUGUGCAGCUGCUAUCGAAGCUUUGACAACACACAUCGCCCGUGACGACGGCAGCGAGGAUAUGCUGAGUGAUUCCGACUAG
Aureobasidium musti is the source of this 2082-nucleotide messenger RNA. Lineage: Eukaryota; Fungi; Ascomycota; Dothideomycetes; Dothideales; Saccotheciaceae. The record is from the annotation of a GenBank genome assembly.